Scophthalmus maximus (turbot) is the source of this 3782-nucleotide messenger RNA. Its product is annotated as collagen alpha-1(VIII) chain-like. NCBI's taxonomy places the organism in Eukaryota, Metazoa, Chordata, Actinopteri, Pleuronectiformes, Scophthalmidae. The transcript is spliced from 4 exons. The record is from RefSeq and is a predicted model, not a curated record. Gene Ontology annotation, molecular function: protein binding. The coding region runs from base 305 to 2515 and encodes 736 amino acids.
AGAGCUGCUGUUCGGCGUCUGUCCCAAACUCCUCAGAGCUCUGUGAUACUUUCACCCUGCAGCAGCAGCAGCAGCAGCACAUGCAUAAAGAAAGGGAACAGUAGGAUCCCAGCGAACACCUGGCAUGAAUCCCGUGCACGGCCACUAUCCCACUAAUGCCUUGGAAAAUACACGGGCAAGCGACCUAAAGUGAGGGCAACCAAACAAGGCGAAGCAGGCCAGAGAGAGUGGGUGACGACAGACAGUUUGAGAAGAGGACUUGACUUCAUUGUGUACAUUCCAGUUCAUACCAUCGAUUGGAAAAAUGGUGGCUGUACACGUCCAUUUCUUCACAGUGUUCCAGCUGUGUUUAGUACGCCUGGCCCAUGGUGGGGCGUAUUAUGGACAAAAGCAGCCACAUCAACAGCACCAGCCCCUUCCACAGCACAACGAUGGGUAUCCUCAGCAACAAUUUUUGGGGAACGAAAUGCCACUCAUGCCAUUACUGCCACAGUAUGGAAAAGAGCUUCCCCAGCUGCCUUUGCAAAAGGGCAAAGAGAGGCCACUGAUUGAGGGCAAAGGACAAACAUUCCCUAGAGGGGCCAAAGGCCCGCUCCCUUCUGGCCCUGGUGGAGAAGGUCUCAGAGAGGGACCUCAAGGAAUUCAGGGCCCCCCUGGACCAACUGGACCACCAGGACCGCAAGGCCCUGCUGGACAACCAGGCCAGGGAUUGCCAGGGUUACCAGGAAAAGCAGGGUCUCCUGGUACACAAGGAUACCCAGGAAUUGGAAAACCUGGCAUUCCAGGAUUGCCAGGAAAACCUGGAGGACCAGGAUUACCAGGACCAAAAGGUGACCUUGGUCCUAGUGGGGGUGAAGGACCAACUGGACUUUCUGGGCCUGCUGGGCUUCCAGGUCCCCCUGGACUCCCCGGGAUCUCCAAAAUAGGAGGCCACGGCCUUCCAGGACAGACAGGUCCUCUAGGAGAGCCUGGUCAAAAGGGUCCGUCAGGGCUACCUGGUCCCCCAGGCCCCAAGGGAGACAAAGGACUUGGUCUACCAGGUUUGCCAGGUUUGAAAGGACCUGGAGGACCACCAGGUCCACGUGGACAUGUGGGCAUCUCUGGCAUUGGUAAACCUGGCCUCAAUGGUCCACCUGGACAACCAGGAAUACCUGGAAAAUCAGGUCCUCCUGGAGAGCCAGGGUGGGCAGGACCACAAGGUGAAACAGGUCUACCAGGACCACCAGGCAUACCAGGUAUUGGAAAACCAGGAAAUGAUGGUUUUAGAGGUCAACCAGGGAUCUCUGGAGGGAAAGGAGAACCAGGUCCUCCUGGUUUACCAGGGAGUCCAGGCUUGCCAGGUUAUGGUAAAUCAGGGUUUCCAGGACCUAAGGGUCACAAGGGUCAUGCUGGUCUUCCUGGGCCUCCAGGCCAUAAAGGCGAUAAAGGUCAUGGAGGUUUUCCAGGGGUUAGUGGUGCCACUGGUCAUAGUGGUAUGCCUGGCCCACCAGGUCCUAUAGGGCCUUCUGGUAGUCUAGGCUUCCCAGGACAAAAAGGAGAGAAUGGCGUUGGGGGACCAAAAGGAAAUCCUGGAAUAAAAGGUGAUUUAGGGCCUUCAGGUCUUCCAGGUCAGUCAGGUCGAUCAGGAGAGGGUGGACAACCAGGAACAAGAGGUUUACAGGGGCCUAUUGGCCCAAAAGGAGAAGCUGGUGUUAGGGGUUUACCUGGUGUCCAUGGUGCUGCAGGAUUACCGGGACCAAGAGGAGAGGGAGGACAAUCUGGAGAGACAGGCCAUCAGGGGCCCCAGGGAAUUCCAGGUCUUACAGGACCAGGGGGACCAAUUGGACCUCCUGGACUGCCAGGGCAAAAAGGCGAAUCAGGAAUGCAUGGUAAACCUGGCUAUCCUGGUGAUGGAAAGCCAGGACCUGCUGGUCACAUUGGCCCUCAAGGUAACCCUGGUCCCAGUGGCCCCCCUGGACUUCCAGGGCAACCAGGACAACCUGGACUCCCUGGCCCUCCAGGACAAUCCGCUGUAUCGCCUGACCUUGGACAGAUCCUCCCUGUGACCGGUCCAUACAGUGGCCAAAGACAAGGCUACAGGAAACAGAAGAAUGGAGGUGAGAUUGGUGGAAAUGUCCAGGAGUUGCCUUCAUUCACAGCUAAGCUCACAAAUCCAUUCCCUCUUGUUGGCUCUCCAGUAAUCUUCGACAAACUUCUGCACAACGGCAAUCAAGACUACAAUCCCCAAACAGGUAUUUUCACUUGUAGCAUACCAGGGAUCUACUACUUUGCUUAUCACAUCCACUGCAAAGGAAGUAAUGUGUGGGUGGCACUGAUGAAGAACAAUGAGCCAGUAAUGUACACUUAUGACGAGUACAAAAAGGGCUUGCUGGAUCAGGCUUCUGGAAGUGCUGUACUCCCAUUACGACAAGGAGACACUGUCCAUGUACAGCUGCCAUCGGACCAAGCUGCAGGACUUUAUGCCGGUCAAUAUGUCCACUCAACUUUUUCUGGAUACUUAUUGUAUCCAAUGUAAGAAACAUAUUUUAAAUAAAGGUGGUAGUAAUGACAUAUUGAAGGUUAAUUUUACCAUAUUGAUAAGAAAACUACUUCAAGCUCAAAGGCACAAUAUAGGUCAAAUUAAAUAGUUUACAAUGAGUGGUGAAAGAAUAAUCUUUAUUAUAGGAGCCAACAUACUUCAUUGAAUUAUUCUUUGCAUUAUAUGCCUCACCUCUGUUUUCACAUGCAUCAUUGGAGUCUAAGAAAAAUCUAUGAAAUAUGGAGCACAGUCUGUAUAUAAAUAUUGUGAUAGACCAUCUGGUUGUUGGCUAUGAUAUGUAGGAUGCAGCAUUUCUUGUAAGGGUUCUGUGUUUCGGAUGGCACAGUUCAAAGUGUAUUAUCAAAUAUCUCAGCUGUCAUAACUGUUUAAUAUUACAUUUAUUCUUAUAUCCAUCAACACACAAUAUAUUAAUAUCCAUGACUUGGACUAAUUCCUUGAACAAUGAGGCUUUAGGUUGCAGAAUUGUCUUCACUCUUCACUCAUUAUUUCUUUUGCUUUACAGUUAUAAACUGUACACUGGGCACAUACAAUCAUAUCGGUUUUAUGGUACUAUGCAUUUACUCAGUUAUCAUAACAUACAAUUCAUAUUUGGGGGUCAUCAUGUAGUUAUUAAGUUAUUGUUUUUUUAUGUUAUUUGGAAAAUGCAGCUUUUUAAUACAAGUAAAUAUUUGUCUCAAAAUGUUAAACCAUAUAUCUUAUCCAAACAAAUGCUAUAUCUCAGUCCAGAGCAGAAAAAAAUACUUUGUAGUUAUGCCCACAAUUUGGCAGGUAACCUAUCUUUGGAUUCUUUCCGUAUGGCCAUCCCAUGUCAUAAAUUUGUUGUGUUUGUACUAAAUAUGAAUUUUUUUGAAAGGUUUUUGUCAAUUUGUCAGAAUUCUCUGUAAUUUAUUUGUUUGACUACUGAUUACUUGGGAUUUGUUUGUUUGUUUGUUUUUAUUUUUUGCUAAACACAAAAUUAUGGAAUUCAUUCCAAAUGCAGAACACAACAAACAAGUUCUAUGUCAAAAAUAACACAUACCCAUUUAUAUCAGUAUGUGUCAGUGUUUUACAGUUUAAAUUUGUUGGUGUUCAAACAGUUUGUGCUAUUUUGGGACGAAAUUCUUUGAAACCUUUUUUCCUCCCUUUCGUUCAUUUCUUUGGACAAUGGUGCACAGCAUAAGCAAAUUAAAAACUGUGCCUGAAUUGAUGAAUUUUGGCCUGUGUUGCUUUUACUUGUGAUUUUAAAUAAAGUAAUGAAAACAUU